This is a messenger RNA of Boleophthalmus pectinirostris (great blue-spotted mudskipper), 1205 nucleotides long. Its product is annotated as LRRN4 C-terminal-like protein. The transcript is spliced from 2 exons. The record is from RefSeq and is a predicted model, not a curated record. NCBI's taxonomy places the organism in Eukaryota, Metazoa, Chordata, Actinopteri, Gobiiformes, Gobiidae. Bases 132 to 902 code for a protein of 256 amino acids. Gene Ontology annotation, molecular function: protein binding.
GGGGGGGGGGGGUGCGGAGGAGGAGAGUCUGAGCGGAACAACAUAAGACGCUGACAAACAGAGACAGAAAGGAGACAGCGAGGAGCACACGAGGACUUCAAACUAACUACAACCCACAGCAUCAAGCAGAUAUGAAGUCACUCUGCAGACACCACAUGUUACUUCUGCUUUUCCUGAGCACCUUGCCUUAUUUCAGCCACCUCUUCACCCAGGCUGCCUCCACUUCUCCCCCUGACACUCAAACACCAAUCUUAUUUCUGACCUCUAAAGACAACUCCUAUGAUGAUGACGAUGAAACUGAAAUCAUUCGUCCCCCUGUUAAAACCACCGUAGUGAACCAGGAGCCCCCGCAGCUCUGCCAGUACAACUCCUGUCUGGAGGAUCAGCCGUCAUGUGCUGUUGUUUCCCAGCAAACUGGCUGCCUUUGUCCUGGGCUGAGUGGGGCCUCUGAGCCACCUCAUGCUCCACGGAUUCACAGUCUGCUCCCAGUGAAGGAGGGGCCAGACAGAGGGAAGACUGAGGUACAGUGGUGUGCACCGUCCUCUGUUGUCUCUGGAUAUAGAGUGCUUAUUGAAGGGCAUACAGAAAAAAAACAGGAAUUUAAAGACACCAAGAGGAGAAGUAUAAUUGGAUACCUUGAAGUUGGGACUAAGGUGUGUGUGGAGGCGGUGAAUGGUGCAGGAUACAGCAGUCCCUCUGAGUUCUCCUGUAAACGCUAUGAGCCCCCAACAACUUCGGAUCACAAUCUGAUGGUAGGAGUUCUAGCAGGCGCAGUAAUCCUGUUUCUUCUCCUUAUCAUUGGAGUGAUAAUCAUCUGCAAAUAUCGAACCUGUCAAAAGAAAAAGAGAGAGUCGGAUGACGGACUAGGAAAUCCUUCUUACAGUGUAGGAGGAACCCUAUGAACUACAGAUAGUAGGACACAAAACAGGCAUUUUAUUAAAAUAAAAAUGUGGUUAACAAAUCAGUUUAUUAAAAUACAAUUAUGUUUCUGUUUCAGGAAACUGUGUGAUCUAGCUUAUUAACAGUGGAACAAUACUAAUCAAUUGUAUGGCUAUUUGAUAUUUGUCACUGGAGUAGAACAAUAGGUUAAUUUGCAGGCAAAUCAACCCAGGCAGGCACUGUUGUAGACUUCCUCCUCAUAUGUAUUUUUGUGCAUAGUAUUUUGGGGUUCCUUUUCAUUAAAUUAAACAUUUUCUGAAAAAUAA